AUGACCAUUGCAUGGACUUGGGGAGAUCGAAAGUAAUUUUGGACUUACCCCACCCUCUCAGAAAUUUCAAGAUCCACACAUGGCAAAAAACCGGAAGUAAUUCAAACCUCAUUAUCGCUUUCGUCAUUUUUUUCUCAACAGUCACGAUGAUAACACCGCUGACAAACUAGUGUUCAGUCCUACGCCGACCACUCCACCAGUGAGGUGCAGCCCACACAAUAACAUCCUUUUCUUAAAAACCCACAAGACAGGUUCGAGUACCAUAGCAAAUAUUUUCUAUCGUUACGGAGACUUAAAAAAUCUUACGUUUGCUCUUCCGAGUGCUACAUUACUAGGAUGGCCCAAUAGAUUCCAAGUCUACUUUCCUUUUCGUUUGCAAGACAAAACACCGGACAUCCUGUGCAAUCACGCUAGAUUUAACAAAAUACCCAUGAACUGGCUUUUUCCCAAAGCAACCUGCAAGUACGUUACCAUUCUUCGGAAUCCCGUGGACAAUUUUGAGUCAGCGUUCAGAUACAUGAAUAUGGGUCGACACAUAGGUAUAAGAGAUGAUCCUGAAUCCUUGAAAAAGUUCCUGACACAUGGAAUUUCAUUCAUUAAAAUGCGUCAAAAGGCGGAGCCUCUCAUCAGAAAUCCCCUCAUGUUUGACUUGGGACUGAGUUUUAAGCAUUACCAGAACAUCACAGCUGUAAAGGAAUAUAUUAGAUUCCUGGAAAAAGAGUUUGACCUGGUUAUGAUCAUGGAAUACUUUGAUGAAUCUUUGGUGUUGAUGAAACGACUGCUUUGCUGGGAAAUUGAAGACAUUUUGUAUUUGAAACUCAAUGAAAGACAAGACGAGGAAAAGGGGACAACACUGACAGCGGAUGUGAGAGAAAAUAUCAAAAGAUGGAAUAAAGCCGAUGUGCUGUUGUUUGAAUAUUUUAAUCAGUCUCUCUGGUUUAAGAUUGAGAGCGAAGGGGAGAACUUCUACGAGGAACUGGCCACUUUUCGUAAACGAAGACGUGAAUUACAAAACGCGUGUGUAGAAAAUGAAACGCGUUUAGAAACAGUAUAUAAUGGAAAGAAAGUGAAAAGUUAUUCUCUUAGAAAAGGAAUGCCGAAAGAAUUGAAGACUUUGUGCGAAAAACUAACAAGAGCUUCUAACACCUAUCUAAGAUACCUAAGAAAGAAACACGAGGAGAAACUAGCCAACGAACUCGACGAGGACGAGGAGAGCUGGAACCUAUCAACAGAUCUAGUUUAUAAUCCCGUUUAACUGACCGCAUCUUCCAAGAAAGAUCUUUUUAAAAAAGUCCAAGGGUUGAUAAGUGACGGAGUAAAAAAAUCAUUCCGGCUCUCGUUGUUUGAGUUGUCUCGUUUGGCUUUCCUUUUUUAUCUUAAAGCUGAUUCAAAGUUUGUGCUUGCCGGAAAAUGCAGCUAUCCGUUUUAAUCUUUGCAAGAGAAUAUAAAUUGUCUUUUGAUCUUUGUCAUUCUUUUUCAGGGUUAAAACAAUUGUGUAAAGUCUGUUGUUUGUGAGAUUGUUGCCUUCCUUAAAAUUCGCCCUUUCUGAGCUAAUAACAAAAACAUUCUUUGUGCAAAGGAAAGGUAACAAAAACGUUUCCUCGGAGACACGCGACCAAAAGUGGGGAGAAGCAGACUAAUUGACGCUCUGCACGAUGUAUUUAUGAGGGACAAAUAAAAGAUAAAAAAAUAUGUAAAGAAAUUAUUUCAUUACAAGUCUUAAAAUUCAUUCAUUCUUGUUUCAUCUUGGAAAAUGACUGCUUCAUUUGUGUCUUUCUACCUUACCAAAGUCGCAUUUUGUUGUCUCAGCUUCAAGAUAAUACCAUUGUCGGGGUUUAUGGAGGUGUCGCCCCAUUACAAGUUGGCCACCAACCACUCUUGCGCCUUCGCCCCCUAAAGUAAAACAAGUUCAUUCUAUUUUGUUUGUCAUUGUUUCCAUUUGUAUUCCUUAGUAAUACUGAUAUAAUUAAUCAAUAUUUUCUUCUUUCAAAGCCGAAAUCGAAACCGAAUUAUUUAAAAUGAAAUUGGCACGUUCCAGGGACAAGUGACAUUUUUUCGACUGCGUGUAAUAGUCGACGGAUAACGACAAACGUAGAAAAAACCCAUAUUUGUCCCUCAAAACAGCCGAAAUUCGACGAUAACCAGCAAUAACUGCCGUGACUGAAUGAUACGCUGCAAAAUUACUGCGUCAGACGUACACUCUCAUAGUGACAAAGAUGUCGCGAUGAAACAAAACAAAAAGUCCAUACUUGCAAAGCAUAGUAGUUUUCUCGCUGGUCUCCAAGGAAACACCUACCGUAAGGAACAAUGUUUUUGUAUCAAAUCAAAAAGCGCUAAUUAAGUUGUGAGUACUUUUCAUUUUUUGUAGUGUUGUAGUCUGAAUAGUGUGGAUGACUAUAAUCUAUGAUCUAAAGUUUUGCUCGCCCACGAAUUAAGUAGAGAUGACUUUGAACUGUGCACAUGAAAAGGUAUUCUGAUGAAUUCUAACGGUUCCUACGAGUUUAUCUGAGGUCACUAAGUCCUGUCAUCGGUACAUAAAGGAAUUGUCCUGGCUCUAUGUCAGCAAAGAAUUAACUGGCAGUUUUUUACGAGUAUUCAAGCUGGGAAUAAUGACGCGGAAACUCUUGGUUCGCGUGGCCUUUCUUCUUGUGUCUGCUGUCUUCAUUUAUUUGACGAGGAGAUUGAACGUGAACUAUACGGCUUACUCCUCUGAUGAAACAGUUGGAAUUUCCUAUGAAGACAUGAGGUGAGUUUUACCUCCAGUCACGGAUUCAAAAUAUCCCGGCUAAAAAAAAAAUAAGAAUUAGCUCAAGUUGUGAAGGCCAAUUGGCUCCAGUGCAGUGGUCACCUUUGAUACAUUUUAAUACUUGUAAUGAAAUAAAUUCUUCACAUAUUUUUUUAAAAUUUUAUUUGUCCUUCCUAAAUACAUCGUGCGGAGCGUAAAUUAGUUUGUCUUCUCUCCAUUUCCAUUUGGUUUGCGUCUCCGAGGUAAUAUUUUGUUACCUUUCCUUUACACAAAUAAUUUUUCUGUUAUUAGCGCAGGAAGGGUGAAUUGUAAGGAAGGCAGCAAUCGCACACAGAACAGAUUUACAAAAUUGCUUUAACCGUGAUCCUUCGCUUAAAUUGGUCAAGAUUUUGAUUUUCAGCGUAGAAAUAGCAGUUUUUUAUUUCUGGAUCGAGUUUGUCAUAUACCGAACUUGGAACCGACCCAAAUUGUAAAGUUUGAGCUGAUGUUAAAUUUCAUUCUUUCUUGUAAUUUCAUUAACCACAGGGAAACUGUGAACACAGUCGACAGCGUUUCUACCCAUGUAGAUCCUAGCCCUCUUUCCACACGAAGCUGUUCGCCACAACAUCACAUCUUUUUUCUUAAGACGCACAAGACUGGCUCUAGUACGAUGGCAAAUAUUUUUUUUCGUUAUGGCGACUUCAGAAAUCUCGCUUUCGUUCUCCCAAGGUAUAUACUGUUUGAAUGGCCUCAAAGAUUCCAAACUUCCCUCGCCGCUCCCCUUCAAACGAGAAGGCCGAACAUUUUAUGCAGCCACACAAGAUUUAACAAGAAACCGAUCAACUGGAUUUUUCCGAAAGAUUCCAGCAAGUACAUAACCAUUCUCAGAAAUCCAGUGGAUAAUUUUGAAUCGGCCUUCAGGUACAUGAAACUUGGGGAGAUGUUUGGCUUUGGUAACCAUCCAAACUCUUUACAAAAGUUCCUUGAAAAUGGGGUCUCAUUCGCCAACAUGCUUAAAAGGCAUAAUCCCCUCGUAAAUCUUAUAAGAAAUCCUCUCAUGUUUGAUUUGGGUUUGAGUUUUAAGUAUUACCAGAAUUUUACCGCUGUAAAGGAGUAUAUUCAGUUUCUAGACAAAGAGUUUGACUUGGUGAUGAUAGCGGACUAUUUUGAUGAAUCAUUGGUGCUGAUGAAACGACUGCUCUGUUGGGAAAUGCAUGACAUUUUGUAUGUAAAGCUCAACGCUAGAGUAGAUAAUGAAACGGGAACAAUACUGACCGAGGACGUUAGGGAAAAUAUCAAAAGAUGGAACAAAGCGGACGUUUUGCUAUUUGAGCAUUUUAAUAAAUCAUUCUGGGAGAAAGUAAAGAACGAAGGAGAAAGUUUUAACGAAGAGCUGGCCGCCUUUCGUCAAAAGAACACUGCUAUAAAACAAGCUUGUAUAGAAAAUAAACCGCACUUUCAAACAAUUUAUGAGGGAAAGUUAGCGAAAGGUCACUCAAUUAGAGAAAAACUGCCCCGAAAAUUGCGAAUGUUUUGUGAAAAGUUAAUUAAAAGCGAAGAAUACUACCUGAAGAACUUGAGAGAAAAGUCUCAGCAUCAGAGAACGCCGUCUAGUUCGAUAGAUCUGCCUCAAAAUUACAAUGAACACGAGGAAGAAGACAAAAAGAGCUGGGAUACAACAAAAGAACUUUCCUACUUUCCUGUUCUGACAUUAAAUCACGACACUCGUGAGACGUCACCGUGGCGGCGUGUAGGAAAUCUGUGGAUAAAAUGGGGGCACAGAGCGGAAAGGAUGAGAAAAAGGCGGUAUAAAGCAAGACGACGGACGAAAAGGAGUUCUAGUUAA
Messenger RNA from Pocillopora meandrina, 4571 nucleotides. Lineage: Eukaryota; Metazoa; Cnidaria; Anthozoa; Scleractinia; Pocilloporidae. The record is from the annotation of a GenBank genome assembly.